Molecule: messenger RNA, 1515 nt
Organism: Parnassius mnemosyne (clouded apollo)
Lineage: Eukaryota; Metazoa; Arthropoda; Insecta; Lepidoptera; Papilionidae
Source: the annotation of a GenBank genome assembly
AUGCCAAAUAAUGGUCUUCUCUUCGUUGCCAACGCAGCUAAAGCUCAUAGCCUAUUUACUAAAGUGAAUCAGUUUGUAAAAAAUGUGUUAUACAUUAAAAUUAACAACAGUUGUGGUAAUUUACUACCAAUUUUAAAUAAACAAAUUGUGAAUGUUUACAAUAAUGCAAUACUACAAAAUACAGACGUUAGACUAAUGUUGAAGCCUAUUCAACCUGCAGAAAUUAUUAAAACAAAUCACAUGAUAGAUCUCAUAUUUUAUGAGAGUGAUUUGGCUAAACAAGUAGAAGAUUUGAAACAAUCUGUUAAUAACAUUGAAACAGGAUGUAAAGUGCAAGUUGUAGAUUCUCAAAAGGAUGAGGAAACAAUAGAGGCUGAAAAAGUAAAGACCUAUGAAUAUGUAGCAGUUGGUGGCACAUUUGACAGACUGCACAAUGGACACAAGAUUCUGCUAUCACAAGCAGCCUUACGAUCCACCAAACACUUAACAGUGGGAGUAACUGAUGUUAAUAUGAUUCAAUCAAAGGUGCUGUGGGAGUUAAUAGAACCAGUAGAAAAGAGAAUAAAGGGUAUUCUUGAUUUUCUAACAGAUAUAAAUCCUGAUCUGGAAUAUAACGUAGAGCCUAUUCAAGACCUUUAUGGGCCAACUAAAUCAGACCCUAGGUAUGAGUUAAUAAUAGUAAGUGAAGAAACAAAGCGAGGAGCAAUAAAGAUUAAUGAGGAACGCGAAAAGAACGGAUUGCGACCACUUGAUGUGUAUGUAAUAGGAUUGGCAGCAGAUGUCACUCCCCAACGAUCAGCAGAAGAAGAAAGUAAGAUCAGCUCCAGUAAUCAAAGAAUGAGAUUGCUUGGAACUGUGCUGCGGGAACCCGUGCCAAAUCCCAAUAUUCCCCGUCGCCCAUAUGUGAUAGGAUUAGCUGGUGGAAUUGCAAGCGGAAAGAGUAAUAUAGCUGAGAAAUUAAAAUCAAAAGGCGCAGCAAUUGUAAAUUGUGAUAUAAUCGCACACGAACUGUACAAGCCCGGACUACCGCUCAACCAAACUCUGUCCGAAGUUUUCGGCGGACAUAUUAUAACGGACAAUGGCGAAGUCGAUAGAAGGAAAUUGGGGCAGAUCGUCUUUAGUGAUAAGGAUCAAUUAGAAAAAUUGAACCAAAUAGUAUGGCCCGCUGUAAUAGAGGAGGCACAAAGACGAAUUAAGGCAUUAGGUGAAGAGGGCUAUAAAGUUGUGGUGAUGGAAGCGGCUGUGAUGGUGAGGGCCAAGUGGUAUAAAUACUGUCACCAGCUGUGGUCAGUUAUAAUACCACCUAAUGAGGCUGUCAAGAGACUUCAAGAACGUAACAAUCUAUCGGAAGAUGAAGCUAGAAAGCGUGUAGAAGUGCAGCCAUCAAACCUUGAACAAGUGGCCGCAGCCAACAUUGUGUUCAGUCCGUAUUGGAGUUAUGAGUACACACAGUCACAGAUCGAUAAGGCCUGGGAUCAUUUGCAACAGUAUCUCUACAACGACACAUCUAAAUGA